Messenger RNA from Closterium sp. Naga37s-1, 8844 nucleotides. Lineage: Eukaryota; Viridiplantae; Streptophyta; Zygnematophyceae; Desmidiales; Closteriaceae. The record is from the annotation of a GenBank genome assembly.
AUGCCAUGUCUCCCACUCUGUCUCCCACUCUGUCUCCCACUCUGUCUCCCACUCUGUCUCCCACUCUGUCUCCCACUCUGUCUCCCACUCUGUCUCCCACUCUGUCUCCCACUCUGUCUCCCCACUCUGUCUCCCACUCUGUCUCCCACUCUGUCUCCCACUCUGUCUCCCACUCUGUCUCCCACUCUGUCUCCCACUCUGUCUCCCACUCUGUCUCCCACUCUGUCUCCCACUCUGUCUCCCACUCUGUCUCCCACUCUGUCUCCCACUCUGUCUCCCACUCUGUCUCCCACUCUGUCUCCCACUCUGUCUCCCACUCUGUCUCCCACUCUGUCUCCCACUCUGUCUCCCACUCUGUCUCCCACUCUGUCUCCCACUCUGUCUCCCACUCUGUCUCCCACUCUGUCUCCCACUCUGUCUCCCACUCUGUCUCCCACUCUGUCUCCCACUCUGUCUCCCACUCUGUCUCCCACUCUGUCUCCCACUCUGUCUCCCACUCUGUCUCCCACUCUGUCUCCCACUCUGUCUCCCACUCUGUCUCCCACUCUGUCUCCCACUCUGUCCCUCCCACUCUGUCGCCCACUCUGCUCCCCUCUGUCUCCCACUCUGUCUCCCACUCUGUCUCCCACUCUGUCUCCCACUCUGUCUCCCAACUCUGUCUCCCACUCUGUCUCCCAAUCCUGUCUCCCACUCUGUCUCCCACUCUGUCUCCCACUCUGUCUCCCACUCUGUCUCCCACUCUGUCUCCCACUCUGUCUCCCACUCUGUCUCCCACUCUGCUCCACGCUGGUCUCCCACUCUGUCUCCCACUCUGUCUCCCACUCUGUCUCCCACUUCUGUCUCCCACUCUGUCUCCCACUCUGUCUCCCACUCUGUCUCCCACUCUGUCUCCCACUCUGUCUCCCACUCUGUCUCCCACUCUGUCUCCCACUCUGUCUCCCACUCUGUCUCCCACUCUGUCUCCCACUCUGUCUCCCACUCUGUCCUCCCACUCUGUCUCCCACUCUGUCCUCCCACUCUGUCUCCCACUCUGUCUCCCACUCUGUCUCCCACUCUGUCUCCCACUCUGUCUCCCACUCUGUCUCCCACUCUGUCUCCCACUCUGUCUCCCACUCUGUCUCCCACUCUGUCUCCCACUCUGUCUCCCACUCUGUCUCCCACUCUGUCUCCCACUCUGUCUCCCACUCUGUCUCCCACUCUGUCUCCCACUCUGUCUCCCACUCUGUCUCCCACUCUGUCUCCCACUCUGUCUCCCACUCUGUCUCCCACUCUGUCUCCCACUCUGUCUCCCACUCUGUCUCCCACUCUGUCUCCCACUCUGUCUCCCACUCUGUCUCCCACUCUGUCUCCCACUCUGUCUCCCACUCUGUCUCCCACUCUGUCUCCCACUCUGUCUCCCACUCUGUCUCCCACUCUGUCUCCCACUCUGUCUCCCACUCUGUCUCCCACUCUGUCUCCCACUCUGUCUCCCACUCUGUCUCCCACUCUGUCUCCCACUCUGUCUCCCACUCUGUCUCCCACUCUGUCUCCCACUCUGUCUCCCACUCUGUCUCCCACUCUGUCUCCCACUCUGUCUCCCACUCUGUCUCCCACUCUGUCUCCCACUCUGUCUCCCACUCUGUCUCCCACUCUGUCUCCCACUCUGUCUCCCACUCUGUCUCCCACUCUGUCUCCCACUCUGUCUCCCACUCUGUCUCCCACUCUGUCUCCCACUUCUGUCUCCCACUCUGUCUCCCACUCUGUCUCCCACUCUGUCUCCCACUCUGUCUCCCACUCUGUCUCCCACUCUGUCUCCCACUCUGUCUCCCACUCUGUCUCCCACUCUGUCUCCCACUCUGUCUCCCACUCUGUCUCCCACUCUGUCUCCCACUCUGUCUCCCACUCUGUCUCCCACUCUGUCUCCCACUCUGUCUCCCACUCGUCUCCCACUCUGUCUCCCACUCUGUCUCCCACUCUGUCUCCCACUUCUGUCUCCCACUCUGUCUCCCACUCUGUCUCCCACUCUGUCUCCCACUCUGUCUCCCACUCUGUCUCCCACUCUGUCUCCACUCUGUCUCCCACUCUGUCUCCCACUCUGUCUCCCACUCUGUCUCCCACUCUGUCUCCCACUCUGUCUCCCACUCUGUCUCCCACUCUGUCUCCCACUCUGUCUCCCACUCUGUCUCCCACUCUGUCUCCCACUCUGUCUCCCACUCUGUCUCCCACUCUGUCUCCCACUCUGUCUCCCACUCUGUCUCCCACUCUGUCUCCCACUCUGUCUCCCACUCUGUCUCCCACUCUGUCUCCCACUCUGUCUCCCACUCUGUCUCCACUCUGUCUCCCACUCUGUCUCCCACUCUGUCUCCCACUCUGUCUCCCACUCUGUCUCCCACUCUGUCUCCCACUCUGUCUCCCACUCUGUCUCCCACUCUGUCUCCCACUCUGUCUCCCACUCUGUCUCCCACUCUGUCUCCCACUCUGUCUCCCACUCUGUCUCCCACUCUGUCUCCCACUCUGUCUCCCACUCUGUCUCCCACUCUGUCUCCCACUCUGUCUCCCACUCUGUCUCCCACUCUGUCUCCCACUCUGUCUCCCACUCUGUCUCCCACUCUGUCUCCCACUCUGUCUCCCACUCUGUCUCCCACUCUGUCUCCCACUCUGUCUCCCACUCUGUCUCCCACUCUGUCUCCCACUCUGUCUCCCACUCUGUCUCCCACUCUGUCUCCCACUCUGUCUCCCACUCUGUCUCCCACUCUGUCUCCCACUCUGUCUCCCACUCUGUCUCCCACUCUGUCUCCCACUCUGUCUCCCACUCUGUCUCCCACUCUGUCUCCCACUCUGUCUCCCACUCUGUCUCCCACUCUGUCUCCCACUCUGUCUCCCACUCUGUCUCCCACUCUGUCUCCCACUCUGUCUCCCACUCUGUCUCCCACUCUGUCUCCCACUCUGUCUCCCACUCUGUCUCCCACUCUGUCUCCCACUCUGUCUCCCACUCUGUCUCCCACUCUGUCUCCCACUCUGUCUCCCACUCUGUCUCCCACUCUGUCUCCCACUCUGUCUCCCACUCUGUCUCCCACUCUGUCUCCCACUCUGUCUCCCACUCUGUCUCCCACUCUGUCUCCCACUCUGUCUCCCACUCUGUCUCCCACUCUGUCUCCCACUCUGUCUCCCACUCUGUCUCCCACUCUGUCUCCCACUCUGUCUCCCACUCUGUCUCCCACUCUGUCUCCCACUCUGUCUCCCACUCUGUCUCCCACUCUGUCUCCCACUCUGUCUCCCACUCUGUCUCCCACUCUGUCUCCCACUCUGUCUCCCACUCUGUCUCCCACUCUGUCUCCCACUCUGUCUCCCACUCUGUCUCCCACUCUGUCUCCCACUCUGUCUCCCACUCUGUCUCCCACUCUGUCUCCCACUCUGUCUCCCACUCUGUCUCCCACUCUGUCUCCCACUCUGUCUCCCACUCUGUCUCCCACUCUGUCUCCCACUCUGUCUCCCACUCUGUCUCCCACUCUGUCUCCCACUCUGUCUCCCACUCUGUCUCCCACUCUGUCUCCCACUCUGUCUCCCACUCUGUCUCCCACUCUGUCUCCCACUCUGUCUCCCACUCUGUCCUCCCACUCUGUCUCCCACUCUGUCUCCCACUCUGUCUCCCACUCUGUCUCCCACUCUGUCUCCCACUCUGUCUCCCACUCUGUCUCCCACUCUGUCUCCCACUCUGUCUCCCACUCUGUCUCCCACUCUGUCUCCCACUCUGUCUCCCACUCUGUCUCCCACUCUGUCUCCCACUCUGUCUCCCACUCUGUCUCCCACUCUGUCUCCCACUCUGUCUCCCACUCUGUCUCCCACUCUGUCUCCACUCUGUCUCCCACUCUGUCUCCCACUCUGUCUCCCACUCUGUCUCCCACUCUGUCUCCCACUCUGUCUCCCACUCUGUCUCCCACUCUGUCUCCCACUCUGUCUCCCACUCUGUCUCCCACUCUGUCUCCCACUCUGUCUCCCACUCUGUCUCCCACUCUGUCUCCCACUCUGUCUCCCACUCUGUCUCCCACUCUGUCUCCCACUCUGUCUCCCACUCUGUCUCCCACUCUGUCUCCCACUCUGUCUCCCACUCUGUCUCCCACUCUGUCUCCCACUCUGUCUCCCACUCUGUCUCCACUCUGUCUCCCACUCUGUCUCCCACUCUGUCUCCCACUCUGUCUCCCACUCUGUCUCCCACUCUGUCUCCCACUCUGUCUCCCACUCUGUCUCCCACUCUGUCUCCCACUCUGUCUCCCACUCUGGUCUCCCACUCUGUCUCCCACUCUGUCUCCCACUCUGUCUCCCACUCUGUCUCCCACUCUGUCUCCCACUCUGUCUCCCACUCUGUCUCCCACUCUGUCUACCACUCUGUCUCCCACUCUGUCUCCCACUCUGUCUCCCACUCUGUCUCCCACUCUGUCUCCCACUCUGUCUCCCACUCUGUCUCCCACUCUGUCUCCCACUCUGUCUCCCACUCUGUCUCCCACUCUGUCUCCACUCUGUCUCCCACUCUGUCUCCCACUCUGUCUCCCACUCUGUCUCCCACUCUGUCCUGCCCACUCUGUCUCCCACUCUGUCUCCCACUCUGUCUCCCACUGUCUCCCUGUCCUCCCACUCUGUCUCCCACUCUGUCUCCCACUCUGUCUCCCACUCUGUCUCCCACUCUGUCUCCCACUCUGUCUCCCACUCUGUCUCCCACUCUGUCUCCCACUCUGUCUCCCACUCUGUCUCCCACUCUGUCUCCCACUCUGUCUCCCACUCUGUCUCCCACUCUGUCUCCCACUCUGUCUCCCACUCUGUCUCCCACUCUGUCUCCCACUCUGUCUCCCACUCUGUCUCCCACUCUGUCUCCCACUCUGUCUCCCACUCUGUCUCCCACUCUGUCUCCCACUCUGUCUCCCACUCUGUCUCCCACUCUGUCUCCCACUCUGUCUCCCACUCUGUCUCCCACUCUGUCUCCCACUCUGUCUCCCACUCUGUCUCCCACUCUGUCUCCCACUCUGUCUCCCACUCUGUCUCCCACUCUGUCUCCCACUCUGUCUCCCACUCUGUCUCCCACUCUGUCUCCCACUCUGUCUCCCACUCUGUCUCCCACUCUGUCUCCCACUCUGUCUCCCACUCUGUCUCCCACUCUGUCUCCCACUCUGUCUCCCACUCUGUCUCCCACUCUGUCUCCCACUCUGUCUCCCACUCUGUCUCCCACUCUGUCUCCCACUCUGUCUCCCACUCUGUCUCCCACUCUGUCUCCCACUCUGUCUCCCACUCUGUCUCCCACUCUGUCUCCCACUCUGUCUCCCACUCUGUCUCCCACUCUGUCUCCCACUCUGUCUCCCACUCUGUCUCCCACUCUGUCUCCCACUCUGUCUCCCACUCUGUCUCCCACUCUGUCUCCCACUCUGUCUCCCACUCUGUCUCCCACUCUGUCUCCCACUCUGUCUCCCACUCUGUCUCCCACUCUGUCUCCCACUCUGUCUCCCACUCUGUCUCCCACUCUGUCUCCCACUCUGUCCUCCCACUCUGUCUCCCACUCUGUCUCCCACUCUGUCUCCCACUCUGUCUCCCACUCUGUCUCCCACUCUGUCUCCCACUCUGUCUCCCACUCUGUCUCCCACUCUGUCUCCCACUCUGUCUCCCACUCUGUCUCCCACUCUGUCUCCCACUCUGUCUCCCACUCUGUCUCCCACUCUGUCUCCCACUCUGUCUCCCACUCUGUCUCCCACUCUGUCUCCCACUCUGUCUCCCACUCUGUCUCCCACUCUGUCUCCCACUCUGUCUCCCACUCUGUCUCCCACUCUGUCUCCCACUCUGUCUCCCACUCUGUCUCCCACUCUGUCUCCCACUCUGUCUCCCACUCUGUCUCCCACUCUGUCUCCCACUCUGUCUCCCACUCUGUCUCCCACUCUGUCUCCCACUCUGUCUCCCACUCUGUCUCCCACUCUGUCUCCCACUCUGUCUCCCACUCUGUCUCCCACUCUGUCUCCCACUCUGUCUCCCACUCUGUCUCCCACUCUGUCUCCCACUCUGUCUCCCACUCUGUCUCCCACUCUGUCUCCCACUCUGUCUCCCACUCUGUCUCCCACUCUGUCUCCCACUCUGUCUCCCACUCUGUCUCCCACUCUGUCUCCCACUCUGUCUCCCACUCUGUCUCCCACUCUGUCUCCCACUCUGUCUCCCACUCUGUCUCCCACUCUGUCUCCCACUCUGUCUCCCACUCUGUCUCCCCACUCUGUCUCCCACUCUGUCUCCCACUCUGUCUCCCACUCUGUCUCCCACUCUGUCUCCCACUCUGUCUCCCACUCUGUCUCCCACUCUGUCUCCCACUCUGUCUCCCACUCUGUCUCCCACUCUGUCUCCCACUCUGUCUCCCACUCUGUCUCCCACUCUGUCUCCCACUCUGUCUCCCACUCUGUCUCCCACUCUGUCUCCCACUCUGUCUCCCACUCUGUCUCCCACUCUGUCUCCCACUCUGUCUCCCACUCUGUCUCCCACUCUGUCUCCCACUCUGUCUCCCACUCUGUCUCCCACUCUGUCUCCCACUCUGUCUCCCACUCUGUCUCCCACUCUGUCUCCCACUCUGUCUCCCACUCUGUCUCCCACUCUGUCUCCCACUCUGUCUCCCACUCUGUCUCCCACUCUGUCUCCCACUCUGUCUCCCACUCUGUCUCCCACUCUGGUCUCCCACUCUGUCUCCCACUCGUCUCCCACUCUGUCUCCCACUCUGUCUCCCACUCUGUCUCCCACUCUGUCUCCCACUCUGUCUCCCACUCUGUCUCCCACUCUGUCCUCCCACUCUGUCUCCCACUCUGUCUCCCACUCUGUCUCCCACUCUGUCUCCCACUCUGUCUCCCACUCUGUCUCCCACUCUGUCUCCCACUCUGUCUCCCACUCUGUCUCCCACUCUGUCUCCCACUCUGUCUCCCACUCUGUCUCCCACUCUGUCUCCCACUCUGUCUCCCACUCUGUCUCCCACUCUGUCUCCCACUCUGUCUCCCUCGUCUCCCACUCUGUCUCCCACUCUGUCUCCCACUCUGUCUCCCACUCUGUCUCCCACUCUGUCUCCCACCUCUGUCUCCCCACUCUGUCUCCCACUCUGUCUCCCACUCUGUCUCCCACUCUGUCUCCCACUCUGUCUUCCCCACUCUGUCUCCCACUCUGUCUCCCACUCUGUCUCCCACUCUGUCUCCCACUCUGUCUCCCACUCUGUCUCCCACUCUGUCUCCCACUCUGUCUCCCACUCUGUCUCCCACUCUGUCUCCCACUCUGUCUCCCACUCUGUCUCCCACUCUGUCUCCCACUCUGUCUCCCACUCUGUCUCCCACUCUGUCUCCCACUCUGUCUCCCACUCUGUCUCCCACUCUGUCUCCCACUCUGUCUCCCACUCUGUCUCCCACUCUGUCUCCCACUCUGUCUCCCACUCUGUCUCCCACUCUGUCUCCCACUCUGUCUCCCACUCUGUCUCCCACUCUGUCUCCCACUCUGUCUCCCACUCUGUCUCCCACUCUGUCUCCCACUCUGUCUCCCACUCUGUCUCCCACUCUGUCUCCCACUCUGUCUCCCACUCUGUCUCCCACUCUGUCUCCCACUCUGUCUCCCACUCUGUCUCCCACUCUGUCUCCCACUCUGUCUCCCACUCUGUCUCCCACUCUGUCUCCCACUCUGUCUCCCACUCUGUCUCCCACUCUGUCCUCCCACUCUGUCUCCCACUCCUGUCUCCCACUCUGUCUCCCACUCUGUCUCCCACUCUGUCUCCCACUCUGUCUCCCACUCUGUCUCCCACUCUGUCUCCCACUCUGUCUCCCACUCUGUCUCCCACUCUGUCUCCCACUCUGUCUCCCACUCUGUCUCCCACUCUGUCUCCCACUCUGUCUCCCCACUCUGUCUCCCACUCUGUCUCCCACUCUGUCUCCCACGCUGUCUCCCACUCUGUCCUCCCACUCUGUCUCCCACUCUGUCUCCCACUCUGUCUCCCACUCUGUCUCCCACUCUGUCUCCCACCCACUCUGUCUCCCCACUCUGGUCUCCCACUCUGUCUCCCACUCUGUCUCCCACUCUGUCUCCACUCUGUCUCCCACUUCUGUCUCCCACUCUGUCUCCCACUCUGUCUCCCACUCUGUCUCCCACUCUGUCUCCCACUCUGUCUCCCACUCUGUCUCCCACUCUGUCUCCCACUCUGUCUCCCACUCUGUCUCCCACUCUGUCCUCCCCACUCUGUCCUCCCACUCUGUCUCCCACUCUGUCUCCCACUCUGUCUCCCACUCUGUCUCCCACUCUGUCUCCCACUCUGUCUCCCACUCUGUCUCCCACUCUGUCUCCCACUCUGUCUCCCACUCGGUCUCCCCACUCUGUCUCCCACUCUGUCUCCCACUCUGUCUCCCACUCUGUCUCCCACUCUGUCUCCCACUCUCUCCCACUCUGUCUCCCACUCUGUCUCCCACUCUGUCUCCCACUCUGUCUCCCACUCUGUCUCCCACUCUGUCUCCCACUCUGUCUCCCACUCUGUCCCACAUCUGUCUCCCACUCUGUCUCCCACUCUGUCUCCCACUCUGUCUCCCAACUCUGUCUCCCACUCUGUCUCCCACUCUGUCUCCCCACUCUGGUCUCCCACUCUGUCUCCCACUCUGUCUCCACUCUGUCUCCCACUCUGUCUCCCACUCUGUCUCCCACUCCUGUCUCCCACUCUGUCUCCCACUCUGUCUCCCACUCUGUCUCCCACUCUGUCUCCCACUCUGUCUCCCACUCUGUCUCCCACUCUGUCUCCCACUCUGUCUCCCACUCUGUCUCCCACUCUGUCUCCCACUCUGUCUCCCACUCUGUCUCCCACUCUGUCUCCCGCGAUUGACGUGCUGA